AUGCAAAAAAUCUUUGCCUCAUUUGCUCUCAUUUUGCUCUGCGCUACUGUCGCUUUGGCCGUUAACGCUCCUUUCCAACAAUGUUUCAAUAACCCUGUAUUUACUCCAAAGGCUUUGGAUAUUACACCUGCUUCUCCAAAGGCUGGUGACACCUUGACCGCAGUGACUACUGGACAAGUGACCACUCCUAUUUCUGGUGGUAUUUUGUAUGCUGAUAUUUAUCUUUCUGGAGUCAAACUUUUUGAAUAUUCCUAUAAUUUGUGUCAGAUCGUUGUUGGUGGUUGCCCAAUUGGCGUCGGUAAUCAGGCCAUCAAGAUUCAAAACCAAAUUCCUUCAUUUGCUUUCCCUGGAACCUAUCAAACUGUUGCUUCUGCUUAUCUUGAUUCUUCCAAGUCAAAAGAGUUGGCCUGUGUUUCUUUUAACUUUACAAUUGCAUAA
Molecule: messenger RNA, 438 nt
Organism: Naegleria fowleri
Lineage: Eukaryota; Heterolobosea; Eutetramitea; Acrasida; Naegleriidae
Exons: 3
Coding region: 1-438 (145 amino acids)
Biological process (GO): sterol transport
Molecular function (GO): sterol binding
Source: RefSeq, a predicted model, not a curated record